Molecule: messenger RNA, 2948 nt
Organism: Neurospora crassa OR74A
Lineage: Eukaryota; Fungi; Ascomycota; Sordariomycetes; Sordariales; Sordariaceae
Exons: 3
Coding region: 827-2296 (489 amino acids)
Source: RefSeq, a predicted model, not a curated record
CGAUUUUGUUGCUUCCCGUCUCUCCUGUUUUGCAUGCUCCGUCUCCCCUUUAGUUGUCUCUCUCAUCCGCCGCAUUGGCUUGGACCUCACUGCAAGACACUUCAUCGACGUCCGAAGGGAAGACACGCAGCCCCCGAGAGCGGCACAUUUCCUUUUCUGGCCUUUAUUCAACAUCCAACUUAUCCAAUCUUUGCACCAUAUCUUCUCCUCUCUCUCUCUCUCUCUCUCGCUAACUAUCCUUCCCUUCUCCCGUCAUUCGCUUUUGCUAACUACCCCCUUUUCUUUUUUGUUUGUCUCUCAUCUCAAUAUUCAAUUCCCCAACAGAUUUCUAGACUUUUAGACUUCUAGACGUCAUCACCAUCAUCAUGGCAUCCAGGAUACCCGCUGCCUGGCGUAUCCGAACCGCCAAGUCCACCAACACCGGCGGCCUCAACUUCAACCAUGUCAACAAGUCCACCCUCGCGCUGGCGCGCUGGACUCCUACGUCGUCAUCAGCAUUGGCAUCAUCACGAUCCACCACCACAACAUCCACACCCGCAGUUGCUGCAUGGCCCCCGAGAUUGCGGCUGGGAUCUUCACGCACAGUCCCUCCGGCGAGAAGCUUAUUCCAACGUCAGCAGCACCAGCAGCGCAGAUCUUUCGCCUUGCUCCCCAUAUUACUCUCCUCGUGCCGUUCAGAAUGACGUCUCCCCAAGUUCUUUUUCCUACAUAACUUAGAUACUACUUGACAACAAACUAACCCCCUCUAGCUCGCACUACCCCCCGCCAUGGCUCCGACGAUCACCACCACUGCCCACCAAAUGAGAACCCCUCGAUCCUCUACAAGAUGCUCGAAGCAGCCGCCACCUCGUUCGCCUCCAUACUUGUGCUCGGCGCCGGUUUCAGUAUUGCUGCCUACGUCUACCACAAGACCUAUAAGCACAUCGUCUUACAGAAAAUGGCCAACGCUUUUGAGCCCGGUGAUCCCGUCCUCGACCUCGCCGCCAUCGGCAAGAACAUACCGCUCUCCAAGACUGCUGCCGCCACGCAUUGGAUCGCACGACCCGAGCAGGACAUCGUCGAUGAUAUCGUGGCUGGCAAAGAGAUCGGGCACUACCACCUGUUCAUCGGCGACAAGGGCACGGGCAAGAGCAGCAUGCUGUUGGAAGCCAUGCGCAAGAUCGACGGUGACGGCGUGGCCAUGUUUGAGGCGCAUGCCGACCUGGAGAUCUUCCGCAUCCGCCUGGGCAAGGCGCUCGACUACGAGUUCCACGAGGAUUACAUCGGCAGUUACUUUAGCGAGCGCGGCCCGCGCGACACCACGGCGCUGUUGGAUAUUGAGCGUGCGCUGAACAAGCUGGAAAAGGUGGCGCUCAAGCGGCGUGCAAAGAUUGGAAGGCCGCUGGUGGUUAUCAUCAAUCAGAUGCAUCUGAUCCGCGACGAUGAGGACGGCAAAGAUCUGAUUGAGCUGCUCCAGCAGAAGGCGGAGCAGUGGGCCGCCAGCAACUUGGUUACCAUGGUGUUUAACAGCGACGAUUACUGGGUGUAUGAGAGACUGAAGCAGUUGGCCACGCGCAUGGAGGUGCUCUCGAUCACGGACUUGCCCAAGAACCUGGCGACGGCGGCCCUCAGAAAUUAUCGCCACCGCUAUUUCGGAGAGGAUCUAAGCGACCAGACCUUGGAGCAAAUCUACGAUCGCGUGGGUGGUCGCCUGAAUUUCUUGAAUAGGGUCGCCAAGAGCAAUGACAUGCUGGCGACGUGUGAUGAGAUCAAGCAAGUGGAGAAGACGUGGUUCUUGAACCAGUGCUGGAUUCUGGGAGAGGAAAUGGAUGAUGAUGUGAUGGAUCAGCAGAAGUGGGCUGCAGCAGCAGUAGUCCUAGCCACCGCCCUCGUCGAUAAAGAAGCCAUGAUGGAAGCCGCCGGCUCUUCCACCUACGACCCUGUAGUCGGCCACAUCCUGCCCUCGUACGCUCUGCACGAGGCCCAGCAGAUCAUGACGCGUUCCGACUUUGUGCGCGCCCUCGACCGCCUCAAUCUUUUCUCGAUCACCAAGAACGCCCAGGUGCGCGCCAGCUCCGUGCCCAUGCACCUCGCUUUCCGGGAGAUCGUUGCCCAGCCCGGCUUCCGCGAACACCUGCAGGCGACCAUUGACAGAAUUGCGGCUAUCGAGAGCUUGGGACGUACAAGGGAAUUGGUGGCGAAGGAUCUGGUGCUUGGAGGUCAUUAUGAGAUUAGGAGGUCGGAGAAGGGCAAGGGCGUAGAUGUCAAGUUGGUUAUGCCGGAGGCGGAAGAGGAGGGCGAGGAGAAGGAUGAUUAAGAUCUUUGACUUGCCUCGGGGAAAGUCCUUAUGCCCGUCCAGUCAGAAUCCAGGCGGUCAUUGGACAAAACGGAAAGGAAAAAAGUAAGAAGACGAAAGUGAGAAGAAAAAGAUGGGACCAUGCUGGUACCUCGAGGCAUGAAAAUAUGGAGUCCAGGCGGGCAUGGAAAGAUAAAAGAAAAAGCGUUCUGUUUUCUUGGCUCCUUUGAAGACUGGAAUCAUGAGGGAAAGAGGCACUUGCCAUGAGCUUCAACCUUUUCCACGCACUUUACACAAGGUACUAGGGCCCGUGAUGGCUCAGACCAACACUCAUUCAUCACCCCAUACGUUCUAUUUCUUUCUGUUUAUCUUCAGCAUGAUUUUUCUUUUCUUAUCGCGAGUUGGUUCGGCGUUCACAGAGAGUGGUGGUAGUGGUGGUACUCGAUACCCACCUAGACUAUCACUGUCCAUGGUUUUUUUUGUUUUUAUAUUUCAUGUUAUGUAGCUUUUUAUAUGGUACCCCUAGUUUCGAUUCAGCUCUUUUCUUCCAUAUUCUCUUACUUGAUAUGUCAUUGUACGUACGUAGUAACUCUCUAGGAACUUGGAGAUUCCACGUCACAGUUGGUGAAUCAUUGGCUCAGUACUCACUUACACAACAUGUUGCGGUAGUUCG